AACUUCGUAAAAUUCAACCUGCCAUAUUUUCAUUCGUUUACGGGCACCUGGCAACCCAAUCUCGUAAAUGUGUGUGUGUGUGUAGUCUGUUUGUGUGUGUGUGUGUGUGUGUGUAGUCUGUUUGUGUGUGUGUGUGUGUGUAGUCUGUUUGUGUGUGUGUGUGUGUGUGUGUAGUCUGUUUGUGUGUGUGUGUGUGUGUAGUCUGUUUGUGUGUGUGUGUGUGUAGUCUGUUUGUGUGUGUGUGUGUGUGUAGUGUGUUGGUGUGUGUGUGUACAGACCAGAAUGCAGUGAGAGGUGUGAGCUGUAACAUGAAGCUCCUCUAUAAAUAAACGUAACCUUUGUGCGGCUCUCAGAGAAACAUCAGCGGCGACUCAGCAACAGUGCGCUCGGGCCGAGUGUGUGUGAGUGUGUGUGAGUGUGUGUGAGUGUGUGUGAGUGUGUGUGAGUGUGUGUGAGUGUGUGUGAGUGUGUGUGAGUGUGUGUGAGUGUGUGUGAGUGUGUGUGAGUGUGUGUGAGUGUGUGUGGAAGGACAGAGUGGGUUUAACAGCAGUGUGAUGUGGAAGUAAAAUCUGUUGGUGUUUGUGUGUCUGGAGUCCAGCAGAAUUGUGCAGUCCGUCCUUCCAGCCGAUCCGAAGUCAGAUUCCGAUCCCCACCGCUCAUGUCAUGCCCUCCACGGCCCACAGUCCUUUGCAGCGACCCACAGACUCCCGCUCCAGCUCCUCCGGCUCCAGAUCGUCCCUCUGUAAAUCCGCAUCGUCCCCGAAUCUGGAGGCGCAGGACGGGGGCGGAGUCAAACAGGACUGCCUGAGUCGCUACCGCAGCCUCGUCAACGGGUUAGACCACUCGCUGUUCCCCGGAGCGGACCACAACCACACCCGGCUGGACGAGGGGCAGGGCUUCGACACGCCCCCCGUGGAGCCGACUCUGAACCAGUCCGGGCUGCUCGGGGGAUUCGGACCCGACGUCAGGAUGAAGCUCCACAUGACCGGGCUCGGAGAUGGCGCCGAAUAUCGGGCCGAUGCCUUCCGUAACGCUCUGGAUCAGACGUAUAAGGUGUUGCCCGAAGCCAGAACAGGAAUUCCGUCAGCCUCGGAGUCGUACGGCAAAGCGAAGGCACACCCGGGUGAAAACAUGGCCGACUGGCAGCAGAAAUUCGAGAGCCUGCGAAUGCAGGUGGAGCACAUGCAGUUAUUAGGGAGCGGUCAGUACUCGUCUCCGUAUCCGGCUCCUCUGCUGUCUGAAAGCGGGAAAUGGGAGGCGGUGAUGAAGGCCAACGAGAGUCUGCUGAAGGAGAAGGAGCUCAUCAUUGACAGGCAGAAGCAGCAGCUGUAUCAGCUCGAGCAGCGUCUCAGAGAGAGCGAGUUACAGAUCCACGGAGCUCUGAUAGGACGAGGAGCGCCGUUCACUGACGUCUGUCUGCUCAGACUGCAGGAGGCGCAGCGCGAGAACGCUUUCCUUCGCGCCCAGUUUGCCGAGCGCAGCGACUCGUUCGCUCAGGAGAAGCUGGAGGCGGACCGGCGUCUGGGAUCCGUGGAGGCGGAGACUCAGCGUCUGAGCGAGAGUCUGAAGGAGAGCGCGGAGAAACAUGUCGAGGAACUGAAAAAGCAGGAGGAGAGAAUCCGUAACCGAGACAAGCACAUCACCAACCUGAAGAAGAAAUGUCAGAAGGAGGCGGAGCAGAACCGAGAGAAACAGCAGCGCAUCGAGACGCUGGAGCGUUACCUGGCCGACCUUCCCACCAUGGAGGACUACCAGAGCCAGAGGAAACGGCUGGAGGCAGCAGAGCAGAGGGUGGAUGAGCUGCAGGGAUUGGUGGAGGAGCUGGAGGCUCAGCUGAAGGAGGUGCGAGCAGCCAGUCGCGCUAAAGACGGACAACUGGAGGAACAAAACCACAGAGAGAGGGAGCUGCUCGCUACAGUCACUAGCCUGCAGGCCCGAGUGCAGGAGGGGUUGGACGAUGGAGCUCGGUUGCCGUCUCUGGACGUUGAGAAGCUGCGUGAGGAAAACGCCUCUCUGAAAGAAGAGCAGCAGAAACUCAGAAAGGUUAUCGAGAAGCAGCUGAGGAUGACGGAGCAGCUCGGCUCGCAGAUCAGGAGUGUGCAGCAGCAGCUAGCGGAGGAGGAGAGCAGCGGUCAGGCUCUGAGAGACGAGCUGAACUCGAAAGAUCAGCAGCUGCUGCAGUUACGCUCGGCUGUGAAGGAGCUGUCUGUACAGAACCAGGAGCUGAUGGAGCAGAGUGUGUGUCUGCGUGAGCGUCUGCAGGCCGAGUCGAGUGUGUGUGAUGUGCGACUCGCUCAGCAGCUGCUCGAUGAAAUGGCGUCGUGUCUGUCUGACCUGCGCUCCCUCUGCAGCGUCCUCACACACACCGCACACGGCCGAGACCCCAACCUGUCCCUGCUGCUGGGGAUCACCGCCCCUGCUGUAUCGGAGGCGUGUGAUGAUUGGCGAAAUCCUGCAGUUCUACAGAAGAAACUCCAGGAGGCGCUGCAGCUGAGACGGGACGUGGAGGACCUGCGGAACACCGUCUCGGACCGCUACGCCCAGGACAUGGGGGAGAACUGCACCACACAGUAACGCAGAACCCACAGAACCCGAACCUCCACACAAGAACUGGCAGAAACCCAGAAGAGCUUAUAGAAGAACUGGCAGAACCAGAGCUCCAACCUACAGUAUAAAAACUGAAACUAACGAGAACCAGGAGAACGUGUGGAACCUAACCCGAGACUGAAUUCAUUAUUUUAUUUUUUUUUCUUCCUCGCUCUAGAAGGGCUAACGAAGCUAAUGCUAAUAACACUACACUACUAUUUUUCUAUAAAAGACUUUAUAUUAUUCUUUUUCUAACGUCUUCAGAACCCCGAGGUUCUUUGUGCAGCAGAAACAGUGUUGUUGUUAAACGCUGACGUUCCUGCGUGUUCAGGAACGAACGUGAUGUGGUUGACACUCAACUGAUGAUAUUUUAAACGUUGUUGUUUUUUUUUGUUUUUUUCUUCGCUACAGUAACACACGAGGUGUGACGGACCUGCCGUUAUUUGAGACGGUGGCGUUUGUAGUCGAGGCCGAUCAAACACUCCCUGCCCUCAUCUCUGCUCGCUCACUCGUCUAACGACCAGAGAGCGACACCUGCGUCUGUAAUUACAGGCGGAGAACCUUCCAUUAAAACCUCGUUUAUGAACACUAUGCACACUAUCCGGAAACUCGUUACUUUUCCUUAGAACAUUCCGUCACCUUUACAGAACACUUCACAGAGACACUAGUACAGUGAUGGGGCUUCACUCGAGUGAUUCACUGAUUUGAUUCUUUUCAACUUCAGCGAGUUGAUUCAUUUAUUCAGUUCACCGCUCACAAACGAAUCCCGAAACAUCAACACUACAAAUCUCUAGAAGAACCCGAGUUCACAUUUUUAAGUUCAUAUGCAGUGUUUCGAUUCGGUCAUGCUUAUGAACCGACUCACUGAACUGAAUCGUUCAAAAGAGCCAUUUAGAUUUGCUUACAAGAAUCAUUUCAAAAGAAUCCCUCGUCACUCGAUCGGUAGAUUUAAAGACGCUCACUGUAUACGAUGCGUAUCAUUUUUGCGAGAUUUAAGUCUGCGUAAGAACUCGGAAGUUUAACGUGCACUACUAAAACCUUUUCAAAAAGGGAAAAAGAAAUACAGUUUUAAUGGUUUCCAGUUCAGUGAUUUUUAAAUAAAUAGAACCAGGAAGCAAAUUUAUAUACUGUUUUUAAAAAAAACAACAAAUUUUAAUAAAAGCUAUAAACGAUGAUCGCCGGUGAUCUUCAGUCUGUGUGACUGUAGUGACUUCUUUCCGACGCUGAUCUUCUCCAGAUGAUGGCGUAAUAUUCUCAGAAAACAAAAACGACAAAAGACUUGCGCAGUGACUCAAUCCGGUCAUCAUCCUUCUGUUUCUCAAUAUUUAUAAGAUAUUGUUGCGCGAUUAAUACAGAGUGGGAUCACUUUCCAACGUGAGCGAAUGAACAUGGUUAUUAUAUUUAUAUUUAUUGGAUGUCGGAGUAAACAACCUGCGCAGGACAUGGCGUGUUUCCGUAGCCUGUAGUUCGGCAUGCUAACGGCGUGUGUGUAAAUGAGAUCAGCACGCGGUCACCUCCACGCGCGAGCUUUGGAAUGAUGUGUACAUUUGGGUUGAAGUUUUUUCCUUUGUGUGUAGUUCCAGUCGGUGUAAAUAACCCGAGGAUGAAACUAAAAAAACCGUGGUGUGUGUCGUGAAAAUAUCUGUCCACUCUGUGUCCGUGCAAGUGUUGUGUUUUCUUCCCGUGAUGCUUGACCGGCGCGAUCAGCACGGUUUGGGUUUCUGCUUUUCUUUCUUCGUUCACCGUGUGAUGAAGGCUUUAGCUUCAUAUUUCAGGCAGGAGAAAUGACUCUCUACUUUUUUCCCCCAGAAAGUCUUCCAGAUGAUGUUCACAGUUCAGUACUGUGAGCGUUCAUUUCCCCGGCCAGCGAGCCUCAGCCUCGCCCUGACGCUAAGAUACGAGUGUUUGUUCGUUCAUGACUUUUUAAGAAAUAAAGUUUUUUCUCUCAGA
Molecule: messenger RNA, 4536 nt
Organism: Ictalurus punctatus (channel catfish)
Lineage: Eukaryota; Metazoa; Chordata; Actinopteri; Siluriformes; Ictaluridae
Gene: cep85
Product: centrosomal protein 85
Exons: 12
Coding region: 664-2574 (636 amino acids)
Cellular component (GO): centrosome
Source: RefSeq, a predicted model, not a curated record